This is a messenger RNA of Fomitiporia mediterranea MF3/22, 1413 nucleotides long. Its product is annotated as O-methyltransferase. Lineage: Eukaryota; Fungi; Basidiomycota; Agaricomycetes; Hymenochaetales; Hymenochaetaceae. The transcript has 10 exons. Bases 13 to 1413 code for a protein of 466 amino acids. Gene Ontology annotation, molecular function: O-methyltransferase activity. The record is from RefSeq and is a predicted model, not a curated record.
CGACACUCCGCCAUGACUGACGACUUGAGGGCACUUGGGAACAUUAUUUCUUCGGCUAUUAACAGCAUAUGUGCAGUCUGCGAGACGUCUGGAAAGGAAUUCCCUUCUCUCAAUGACCCAAUCCAUGCGUCCGAAUUCACGCCUGAAGGAAUCCGUAAUGACUCUUCCGUCGCUCUGUCCAUUAAUCUCAUUAGGGCAGCAGCAACACAGUUGCUCGCGACUGUGACCCCGCCUGCAGCUACCAUGACACUCUCGGCAUUCAAGUAUACGUUACCUGCAGCACUCGGAGUUGCAGAGGCGGGAAACGUAGCAGAGAUCCUUCGUGAUGCAGGCCCAGACGGAUUGCAUAUUAACGAGAUCGCUGCUAAAAGCGAUAUGCACCCGAAGAAACUUUCGCGCAUUUUACGUUACCUUGCGACCGAGCACUGGUUCCGCGAGAUAACGCCCGAUGUUUUCACGAACAACCUCCUUUCAUCGCUCCUAGACUCUGGAAAGGACAUCACAAAAGAUUUCGAUCCGAGUACCAAACACGAUAAUUCCAAUGGAAUGUCAGCCUUUGCAGGCUACGGGGCUGAUGAAUGCAUGAAGUCCGGUUCAUACCUAGUCGAGGCCAUGACUGAUCCAGACAUGAAAUUCUCCGAGGAGCCUAAUUCUGCCGGCUUGCAAAAGGUUCUGAAAACAUCGGAAACAAUUUUCGAAUAUCUUGAAAGGCCAACGGAGCAUUUCCGCCGAAAGAGGUUUGCGAUUGUAAUGGCUACUGCCAACAAGAUGCAUACGCCAGCAUCAAUUUUAGCAGCCUUUGACUGGGCCACUUUACCAGACGAAGGCAUCGUUGUUGAUGUCGGUGGAGGGUUGGGACACGUCGCACUUGAAAUUGCCAAGGUUUAUCCUAGACUCCGGAUGGUCAUCGAAGAUAGGCCACUCACAAUUGAGGAGGCAAAGCGGUUCUGGCAGGAAAAUCUUCCACAACACGUUUCCAGUGGUCACGUGCACUUCAUUGGGACGGACUUUUUUGCUGCUCAGCCUCAGCUACCUGGUCCUGUAUCCGUUUUUAUCCUGAGGAUGGUCAUUCACGACUGGUCUGAUAAAUACGCGAUCAUGAUUUUGCGUCGACUUCGGGAUGUGGCAACUCCUUCAACUAGGCUCAUAAUAAUUGACCAUAUACUCGAUUAUGCAUGUGGGUCUCAAGAUGAGACAGAGAAGCCUCCAACCCCUCUUCUUGCGAACAUGGGAGGCGCAAAUGUGAUUUCGUAUUCUGUGGAUCUUGCAGUGUUUGCUGCCUUGAAUGCCGGAGAACGCACAAUCGACGGAUUCAAGAGCAUUCUGUCUUCCUCUGGAUGGAAGCUUCAGGAAAUUAGAAGGAACCCAAACAGCUCUAUAUUUAAACCUGCUAUCAUCUCAGUUCCGGUGUGA